This is a messenger RNA of Microbotryum saponariae, 1951 nucleotides long. NCBI's taxonomy places the organism in Eukaryota, Fungi, Basidiomycota, Microbotryomycetes, Microbotryales, Microbotryaceae. The record is from the annotation of a GenBank genome assembly.
AUGAAAAUCAUCUUGGCAGCCUUGCCCCUUUCCCUCGCCGCCCUUGCGGGAGCGCGCAAGCACAGCUCAGGUCAUUCAGGCCAUCGUCAUCGCAGAGCUAGCGGUGGAUCUGAGGUCUUUUUGGGACCUCCCAGGACGAUUUGCAAUGUGCGGGAGGCCGGCGUCCAGCAGGACUCGGCGCCCCUCAUUAUGGCCGCCUUCGAGAGGUGCCAGAACGACGGGAAGGUCAGUGCGCACAGACCGUGCCUCUAGAGCCGCCUGGGACGUCUCGGAUUAAAGCGUGCGGGACCGCACGCAGGGGAAGCUGAUUCGUACCCGCCUCCGCUUCGGCAGAUUGUCUUGGAUGGCCAUUACCUCGUCAAGAGUCUCCUCUACUCGCCACAUCUCAAGAAUGUCGAGAUUGAGCUGACUGGAACACGUAAGCUCUUCUCCCAUGUCAGAAAUCGCAAUGGGCUCGAUCCUGAACAUGGUCUUGUCGCCAGUCACCUAUUCCGACAAUAUUUCUUACUGGUCAAGGCCCACUAAUAAUACCCGUGGAGGUGGCUCUUACGAGCUCUACUACCAAAAUGCGACCACUUUCUUUUUCGUGAGUCCACCUCCGCCGCUCCGCUGGCCGCUGCUCUUCUCUGCGCCGAGGAUCGUUCUCAAGCUGACGGCUCCCGAAGCUCCUCAUGAUCUCGGCUUGCGCAGCUCCAAGGAGAAAAUAUCUGGCUCCACGGUAAUCCGGCCUCGAACCCGGGGAAGUCAGCCACUCAUCGGCAACGGUCAGGUCAGGAAGAUCUUCCUAAGCAACGUCGACCUGAGAACCCCGAGCUGACCCGUGCGCCGCCUUGUCCAGAAAUGGUGGGACAAGUUUGCCAAGGACAAGAAGGCGGGUAACCCUCAUGGUAUCGAAAGUAUGGAGUACGCCCGCCCGAUCAUGUUUACGAUCGGCCACUCCAACAACGUCAAGGUCGAGAACAUCAACUUUCUGGAUGGGCCGUUCUGGAACAUCUUCGUCACUAACUCGGAGCUCGUAACAAUGACAAACAUCAACAUCGCCGCCGUGUCGAACUCCGACUCCCUACCCUACAACAGUGACGGAGUAGACAUCUACUACUCGACGAACGUGACUUUGCUGGACUUCAACGUCAACAACGCCGACGACUGUGUUUCUCUGAAGCCCUACUCGAUCAAUGUCGAGGUCGGUCGCAUGACCUGCAACGGAUCCCAUGGCAUCUCAAUUGGCUCUCUCGGCCAGUACGCCGACAAAGUCGAUGUCGUGAGUCAGACUGGUGGGGUUGAUGGCUCGCCUAGCGAAUCCAGUUGAGGUCGUGCACUGAAUGGGUUGAAUAUAUUCAUCAAGUUGAGAAUGUCUACAUCCAUGACAUCUACAUGUCUAACGCCCAAGCUGGUGCUCGUAUCAAGGUUAGUCUAACCCGCGGGACAAUCAUCUGUUCGCCUCUCCACCUGACCCACUAUCCUUGUGCGUCCACCACCCCAGUCCUGGCCCAAUCGUAAUGGCACUGCCAAAGACGCCGGUGGCGGAUCGGGCUACGUCAAGAACGUCACGUUCCAAAACUUCGUGAACAGAAAUGUCGACCAACCUCUUGUGCUCACCUCUUGCUAUAUGCACACUGAGGCGUACUGCGCCCAGUUCCUCUCGAAGAUGAAGAUCUCGGACGUGCACUACAUCAACGUCACCGGAACCGCCAGUGGAAAGUACAAGGAUGUGGUGGCCCUGCUUGACUGCUCCUCGGAGUGCACCAAUAUCACUGCCAAGGGAACUCACCUGAGCUUGCCUACGUCCGAUACUCCGGUGUACAUCUGCCACAACAUUGAUUCCGAGAAGCAGGUGAGUUAGGGCAGAUGGGGUGUCCUCAUUCAAGCUGAUACUGCGCUCACCAUGCUGACGAAGUCUUCGUACUCUCCUCGUUCACAGCUCGACUUCACUUGCACCGGCUCCGCGUAA